Nilaparvata lugens (brown planthopper) is the source of this 2721-nucleotide messenger RNA. Its product is annotated as apolipoprotein D. NCBI's taxonomy places the organism in Eukaryota, Metazoa, Arthropoda, Insecta, Hemiptera, Delphacidae. The coding region runs from base 320 to 1132 and encodes 270 amino acids. The record is from RefSeq and is a predicted model, not a curated record. The transcript has 5 exons.
CUUCUCGACCUGAGUCGCGUAAGUGUGAGUUGAGCCAUACCUUCAACUCAUGUCAACUAGAACUGUUUUUUAGGCUUAUCUGUGACUGCGGUGUCCGCCUCUAGUUCCGGCUUUCGCCACCAGAAAGCGCUACAACAGCCAGCAGCGCUUCCAGCAACAAAGAGAUCAUCAAUCAGUAUUUAACCGGUUUCAUUCAAGAGGACGGCUCAGUUGGUUCAGCCAGUCAGUGUUUAGUUUGGUUUCAGCUUCACUAGACGUGUCUGUGAUUAUCUCAACAGAUCUGUGAGUCAUUCGAAGGGUAUCAACAAAACAACUGAAAAUGAGUCUAGCCAAUUCUUGUGCCCUGGUGAUGGCAGUCAUCUUUUGUUUCUACUUGUAUGACGUCACUGAUGCCCACUCCUACCACCUUGGAUCCUGUCCUGUUGUCGAACCCAUGAACAAUUUCAAAAUGGACAGGCUGCUAGGCAAAUGGUACGUGAUCCAGAAAACGUCGACAGGCAGCCGUUGCCUGACCUACAACUUCACUGAGACUUCGGAGCCGCAUCAGUACAAGGUGGAGCAAGUGAGCGAGCAUCCAGUGCUGGGAUUGGCCAGCGUCGACAACAAGUACCACUACACCGGAGUCAUCAAUGUGCCCCACAAGGAUGUGCCCGCCAAGAUGGUUGUGCAGUUCCCGCUCAGCGUAGCAGGUACAGCGUCGUAUACAGUGUUUGAUACAGACUAUGACUCCUAUGCGGGAAUUUUCACAUGCCAGAAAUUGGCUUUCGCCAACCGCCAGUCAGCCACUCUUCUCUCAAGAACAAAGACAAUGAGUGCUAACCAACUGGAACAGCUGCGUUCCAAGCUGUCGCACUUCGGCGUGGACCCGUUCGAGUUGUCGAUCAUCGACCAGGCGAAAUGCGAGGCUCCCGACGCUGUCAACAUCUCAAUCGACGACGACACGUUCAGCCCGUCCAACAUUGGCGCCGUGGUGCGCAAAGCCGGCGAAAAGGUGGGCGACGGCGUUGAGUUCGCAGCCGAGGGCGCCAAGAAGCUCUACAACACCCUCAAGAGCAACAAGGAUAAGGCGGCUGAGGAGAUGGUCAGUGCCGACAACAGGAAUCUGGAUAGGGAUGCCGAGUGGCUGCCUUGAAUAAAAGUGGAUUAGAAUAAGUGAUAAAGACUUCUCUUAUCUCCAUUGAAACAUAUUACAAUAUUAUAAAGUACGGUACUGUACGAUUGAAAGUGACCUCUAAUUUUCAUUGAAACAGUAAUUAACUAUUGAAAAUAGUAUCAAAAGACUUCUCUAAUUUCGAUUGAAACGUAUUAUAGUAGCUGAACAUUGAAAAUAGUGUCAAGACUUCUCUAAUUUCCAUUGGAAAAUAUGAUACCGGGUACUGUACAAUUGAAAAUGGCAUCAUAAGACUACUUUAAUUCCCUUUAAAACAGUAGCCAACAGUUAAAAGUAGUGACAAAAGACUUCUCUAAUUACAUGGGUAUUUCAGUAAUGUGGGUUCAUUUUGAAAAAUAAUUGACUCACAAGAAAGAAUAGUACCCACUCGAAAUAGUGACUCAGAAGGCCUUUAUCGUAUAAAAGUUGACUUUUUAUGUUGUUUUCGAUGAGAAAUGAUUAGAAAUUAUUAAUUUCUAACUUGAAGAUUAGAUUAAAUUGAACGUUAUUAAAAAGUGGGAUUAACCAAGGAAGAUUAUAUCUAGGACUCUUUAUGAUGUUGCAUUUAUAAUAUAGGCUAGUGACUCAAAAGUCAAAAUAUCCUACGCUCUGUUCAUUGAUUUGUAAUUGAAUAAGUAAUAUGAUUUGAGGAAAAUGAAUAAGAGCAAAAAAUAAAUUUUUAUUCCAUCCACAUUUCGAUUGAUGCUAAACUCAAAACCUUUUACUCUCAUGUCAAUAAUUUUUGAAUUCAAGAUUGCUUUUUUCUAUUCCAGGAUCGUCGCUAAUUAAGAGUAAUGGCUAACCUUGAUUAGUUGCUCCCCGUGUAGGAAAGUUUUGGAGAGAGAGCCUGUUGAUUUUCUUUGAUGUAUUCAAGCCUGAUGAUUUUAUUUGGUGAACCAAUUCGUAUUUAUCCCGAUUCGACUAUUUUAUUUUAACUGGCCUAAUAAUGCAUUUCAGGGAUUCAUUUAUAUUAAAGUAUCUCAUAUUAUAUUUUUUAAACAUUAGAGAUAUUUAUAUAGAACUCCUUAGCUUAGAUUUAAGUGUACAAUGCAAUAUUGCAAUGAGUUGCUUCAAUAUUAGUUUGCUGUUAUUUCAAAUUCUUGGUGGCUGUAUUUUGUAUAGAAUGCCCUUGAUUCAGACACAUCCCUCCAAGAUGGAAAAUAUAACUAAACUCUAAAAAUAGUAAAUAUUGUACAAGUUUAUAUUGUACCAAAGAAGAAAGAAGAAUAAUUAAAAUGUGUUUUCUCUGUGAUUGUACUAAGUUCAAGAUAGUAAAAUACUUAUUAAGCUUCUUGUUUGAUGAUUAUUUUCAUAAUAGAAAAUUAGCGCCUUUCUUAUACAGUUAUACUAUUGUUCGAGUUACAUUCCAGUUGUUUUUUACUUAAAUUGUGAAGCAUGAAGACCACAUGAAAUGUCUACAAAACUAUGUUUAAGAUGUAUGUGAUAAGUUAUAUAAUUGAUGGUUUUAAUAUUAUUAGACUACAGUGGUACUACAAAAUAUCUUAUGUUGAAUAAUCCUGUUUCUUGUAGAAACAAAAAUAUGUGAAUAAAAAUGUUAAUAAUAUAUAGUC